AUUUUGUUUUCUCGACCGAAACGCAGCCAAAUCCGGGCUUGUUUUUUGACCGUGGGUCCCUGCUGCCUGUGUCCAUUUCAACGAAAGCCACCAUCGGGAAGAGAGAGAGAGAGCAAAAUCCUUCCGGUACUCGAAACAAAAAUUCUUCCGGCUGGCCUUAGGCAGAGAACGAGAGACAGAGUCUCAGAGAGAUGGGAUGGAGAGGGAUAUUGGGUUUUGAGUAUGGCAUCGUUCAGGGACCAUUGGGACCUGAUAUUUCUGGUCCAGACCUUGUUGCUGCAGUUGCUAAUGCCGGUGGUCUUGGUUUCCUCCGAGCCCCCGAUUGGGAGUCGCCGGACUACUUACGGGAGUUGAUACAAAAAACACGAAACUUAACUGACAAACCAUUUGGGGUCGGUGUUGUUCUGGCCUUUCCCCAUGAGGAAAAUAUAAAGGCUGUAUUGGAAGAGAAGGUAGGGUUCCUGCAACUUUCAUGGGGUGAAUUUUCCAAGGAGCUUGUACAUGAAGCCCAUUGUGCUGGGGUUAAGGUUGUUCCCCAAGUUGGGAGUUUAGAAGAAGCAAAAAAAGCAGUUAAUGCAGGUGUAGACGCAAUCAUUGUUCAAGGACGUGAAGCGGGAGGGCAUGUAAUUGGCCAGGAUGGUUUGAUAUCAUUGUUGCCCAGAGUAGUUGAUCUUAUUGGGGAUCAAGAUAUACCGGUAAUUGCUUCUGGGGGCAUUGUUGAUGCACGUGGGUAUGUUGCUGCUUUGGCCCUUGGCGCACAAGGCAUUUGCUUAGGCACCAGGUUCGUUGCAACUGUGGAAAGCUAUGCUCACCCUACAUACAAGAGGAAGUUAAUUCAACUUGACAAAACUGGGUAUACUGAUAUAUUUGGCCGGGCAAGGUGGCCCGGUGCACCACAACGUGUCCUGCAAACACCUUUCUUCAGUGAUCAUAAAUCCCUUCCUUUUAACAUGAAUGAACUCGACAAGCCUGUUAUUGGUCGUUCAACAAUACAUGGCAUGGAGAAGGAAAUUCGCCAGUUUGCAGGUACUGUUCCAAAUGCGACAACCACAGGCGACAUUGAAAGCAUGGCUAUGUAUGCUGGCCAAGGUGUAGGCCUUAUCAAGGAAAUUUUACCAGCAGGUGAAGUUGUCGAAAGACUGGUUGAAGGGGCUCAGCAUCUGAUCCGACAAAAAUUUGGUGGCAUUUAAAUGUUGUUGAUUUUGCAAAUUGGGGUACAGUGGACGACAAAAUCUGAAUUUGUACCGUCUUGAGAGACUGUAAAAGAGGAGAUGCAUGCUUGGGGCAAUUCACCGCUCAUAUGGAAUGGAUGUCUGUCUGUCUGUGCAUGUGCAUCUUUGCGUCUCGUGUAUAAUUUUUACUCUAUAAGUUACCUUAAUUACGUAUCAAAUUAUUAAAUCUCAU
Messenger RNA from Juglans microcarpa x Juglans regia, 1404 nucleotides. RefSeq names its product nitronate monooxygenase. Bases 192 to 1190 code for a protein of 332 amino acids. Gene Ontology annotation, molecular function: nitronate monooxygenase activity. The transcript is spliced from 6 exons. Lineage: Eukaryota; Viridiplantae; Streptophyta; Magnoliopsida; Fagales; Juglandaceae. The record is from RefSeq and is a predicted model, not a curated record.